AUGACAAAGAGUACUGGCUUCUCAUCUGAAGUCAACAAGGAAUUGUUGGCCCACUUGUUUAAAGUUCUCCCAGUUUCUUUCUGCCGGAACCUAGCAAAACAUGUAAAAUAUGAUUUCUAUCAACGUGGUGAUUUUAUUUUUAUGAAGAAUGAAGUGAAAGAUAGAAUGGUCUACAUUUACUCUGGAAAUGUGCAGAUACUUGCAGCUGAUGAUGAUGAGACCGCACUUUGUUCACUGUCCACUGGAACAUGUCUUGGAGAAGCUUCUCUUGUUGUAGGACUCAUAAAUAAAUUCAGUGUUAAGUGUUCAUCAUACUGUGAAGUACUUUCAUUAGAGAAAAGAACAUUCACAAAACUAAUUCAAAACUAUCCCAUAUUUCUUCGAUAUAUUCUUAAACGUAUUAAUGUAAGCACCAUAACACCUUCCAUCAGCAGCUGCAAGGAAGACACAUCCAUCACAGCAAAUGAUGAAGCCCAUUCACCACUCAUACUCACAGGAGGUGCAACUCUUGUGUAUAUUCUUGGCUCUGUGUAA
This is a messenger RNA of Schistocerca americana (American grasshopper), 534 nucleotides long. RefSeq names its product cyclic nucleotide-gated cation channel beta-3-like. Bases 1 to 534 code for a protein of 177 amino acids. The record is from RefSeq and is a predicted model, not a curated record. The transcript has 4 exons. NCBI's taxonomy places the organism in Eukaryota, Metazoa, Arthropoda, Insecta, Orthoptera, Acrididae.